ACGGUGGUUUCCGCUAGAAGGAAAUGAUGGAGAAGGAAAGUUUCUGACGCCUCUCCGUUUGGUCGGGACUGCCCGCAGGAAACCUGGACAUCAUUUCUCUCCUUUUCUGUUUGCUCAUCCUCGGCACAGAUACUGUAAAUCUGAAAAUCUGUAUGGAUUUGGGAAUAACAGGGUCUCCGACACUGAAAUGUCUCAGGAUUGGAAAUGCAGCUCCACGCCUGGCUGUUGCUUUUUAUUAUCACAACAGAUAAAACCUUGGCCUUGUCGCUCCCCCACUGUGGUGGAAAUGUCAGCCUGGACAAAGAGCCUGCUGGUCACAUCAAUCUCACUCUACCUGGACUUUUUACUGACAUCAACAACACACUCAACCUCACGAACAACCAGUCUGUUGAAACCCCACUGCUUUCAGUUUGCACUUGGACGUUAAGUCUUCCUCAGGGUCAGACCGUAAUUUUAGAGUCAGCAUGGUUGGAAAGCGGCUCGGGUGUAUCAGUGCGUUGUGUUUGGAAAGAUAAAGAUCAGAUCCUGGAGAGUGAGGGGGCGACUCUGCUCUCUGGCUGCGAUGGAAACAAAGCCACCUUCACCUGGACAGGAGCAAAACACUCCUCACAUGUGAUUCAGCUGUUCUAUUAUGUCCAGGAAGAUGAGAGGAAUUCCUCGGAGGACCACACCAGCCCACAUUCAGGCCAGGACCUGUUGCGUUGGUCUCAGACAGGAACCAGCUUUACAGGCACAGCUCUUGUUGGUCAAGAGGCAGUGAGAGGGACCGAGAGGGGCACAGGUCGCCUCUACGAAGGUCUAGAGCAAAGUUCUGCGGCUCAGUCUGCGUCUAGUCCCUCCUCUCAGGACCAGGGUCUGCUGCUCCCCACCUCCCCCCUGCAGGGACUCAGUGUGGCUGAGAGGGCCGAUAGGGAAACUCUCCCUCUUCCUGAGGAAAGACCAAACAAUGGAGCGGAUACAUCUGGAGCUGCUCACCUCGCUGAUGCUGAAUUGUCUGCCAGAGCAAGAACACACCCCUAUUUUCAGCAUACACUCCACACAGAUACACUGUUUCACACAGCAAACACACAAACAAACACAAGAAACGAGCCCCCUCAAACCCAGAUGGCACUUAAACAUGAAAGUAGCUCCAGCACCUUGCAUGGCACAGAUAAACACAUAAAUACAGCCACUCAGACGUCUGAAAUAUCUGUAAAAACACAAGCUCACCCCACUUCAUCCAGCUCCAGCCUCCCACCUCUCACCUCUUCUCCCCCUGAGCGACCUUCCCUAACAACAUUGGAAGGUGGUACCACCUUAAUCCCACAUGGUGGAGCUGUUAGUGCAGUAUCUGGAGUGAAACUACCCCAUUCCUGGAGGAGCCAUCGAAGCACAAACAGACUUAACUUGGAUCUGAGCUCCGCCUUCACCUCUGAUCCUUUAAAAUCCCCCACAGACCCUCAGCAGGAUGGCACAAUCAGCACACACGCUGACACUGAACCCACAGCGUCAUCCUCACAGAAUCCCAGCAGGACUCAUCCAUCCACCGCCCACCUCAUAGGGCUCGACACCCCUGUUGGUACUGUGGAGGCUGCUUCGUCUCAUUUAAACAUUAGUCAAACUGACUCAUCUGUUCCAGCCGCCUCAGAUGCUACCAAUCAAACUGCAGCGUUUGAGACCUCCGAUACUUCUGAAAACACGGAAACGCUUCACACCUCUGCCACACAGACUCAAACGAACUCUCCGCAAAGCACAGAGAGCCUCACACCUCCUCACACAUCCCCUCUGCUCACUCAGACGAGCAAGGAAGAGCGGCAAACAGCAACACAAAGUACAGACAGAAAUCUUUCUAAAGCAUACAUGACAACUGAAACUGUUUCCUCUUUGCCUAAUGUUAACACAGUUGAAGAGCCGACUCUGAGUUUCACAGGUUUUUCUUCUACACCCAGAGCAGCGCUGACACUGGGGGAUGUACUCCACAUUUCAACUGCCACAGGAAUCACCACCGAAACCUACACACUGCGUCCUACUUACACACUCUUAGACAACAACUGGCCCACAAAUUCACCGACUCCUGCUCCUGUUUUGCAUUCAUCCACACCUUCAUACACGCUCAAGACACACACUACAUCUCCUGGUAGUUCACGCUUCACUCACACACUCCUGCCUUUGCCUUCAACUACCACUGAAUCCUCUACACACACACCCCUCAUUGACCACAAAAUAACAUCUAUACCCUCACAGACAGUCAAGUCACACACACCUCACACACAGAGAAACCUGCCUCUGCCUUCUUCUACAAAUGUCCCACUUACACACACACAGCCCCACAACUAUAAUACCCAGACACACACUCCUUUGCUCUCACUCACAACUGCAAAAUCAGAUUAUGAACUUGAAGAUAAAGAGGCAGAGAAAGAGGACGAGUCCUGGCAGCGGUUUCCCAGCAGCACAACUGCACAAACUCCCACAGCUGGAGCGCCAACCACACAUCCCACCCAGGAGAACCACUUGGCAAUCACACCUUCUGCUUUAACCUCAACUAUGAGCUACACAACUCAGACACCCAAGUUCUACAUUGUGCCCGACCAGCCUGCAGCCAUCAGAGUGGAGUCGAUUGAGCUGCUGCUGCAGAUUGUUGUAGAGGAGUCCAGAUCGGCUUUCACUUCUGGUUUGGAGGAAGACACUGUUGCCUGGGUGGAGCCGUACCUUCAGAGAGCCCCGGGGUUCAGCAGGCUGCUGGGAGUCUGGAGCAGUGGACAUGCAGUUCAGAGUCUGGUGGAGUUUAAAACCAGUGGGGCUCUGCAGUGGCUCGGUAUGACCGGACCCACUUCAUUACUGGAACAAACAGGACUGUCUCAGGCUGUCUGGGAUGGGAGAAGCUUCAGAUCAUCCAAGAUCACCAACAUCACACUGGGAGGUCUGCAGGGUGACGUGUGUGACUGGUUACUGCAGUGUCCAGCAGGCUACAGGGUGUGUGUCUCAGCCCGGCACUUCUAACUAUAGCUGCUCUUCUGUCUGCCACUCUGACUACUGUCACCACCACGGCAUCUGUACUCACCACCCGGGCCAACCUCCAGU
This is a messenger RNA of Plectropomus leopardus (leopard coralgrouper), 3060 nucleotides long. RefSeq names its product vascular associated protein (gene vap). NCBI's taxonomy places the organism in Eukaryota, Metazoa, Chordata, Actinopteri, Perciformes, Serranidae. The record is from RefSeq and is a predicted model, not a curated record.